This is a messenger RNA of Ornithorhynchus anatinus (platypus), 6142 nucleotides long. RefSeq names its product LIM domain binding 3 (gene LDB3). Gene Ontology annotation, molecular function: actin binding; muscle alpha-actinin binding. The coding region runs from base 133 to 2451 and encodes 772 amino acids. The transcript has 16 exons. The record is from RefSeq and is a predicted model, not a curated record. Gene Ontology annotation, biological process: muscle structure development; heart development; actin cytoskeleton organization. Lineage: Eukaryota; Metazoa; Chordata; Mammalia; Monotremata; Ornithorhynchidae. Gene Ontology annotation, cellular component: Z disc; filamentous actin; stress fiber.
GGACCCAGCUGAGCUGAGAUAUCAGUAUCUGCAUUAAAGCUCCUGCCUAUUCUUAGGUGACUCUCCAACAGGACUGAACAGGCAAGGCACCAACCAGCUGAACUUAGAAGUAGCUGCUACGAGAACCACAAAAUGGCUUACAGCGUGACUCUGAACGGCCCGGGCCCGUGGGGCUUCCGACUGCAAGGUGGAAAGGACUUCAAUAUGCCCCUGACCAUCUCCAGAAUCACUCCCGGCAGCAAGGCGGCCCAGUCACAGCUGAACCAGGGUGACCUGGUGGUGGCCAUCGAUGGCAUCAACACGGACACCAUGACCCACCUAGAGGCCCAAAACAAGAUCAAGUCGGCCAGCUACAACCUGAGCCUCACACUCCAGAAGUCCAAGCGCCCCGUGCCAAUCUCCACUUCAGCCCCCAGGAUUGACUCGCCUCUGCCUGUGAUUCCCCAUCAGAAGUUGCUCCAGGACCCCACAGCAGAAGGAAAUGGCCAGCAGGCCUCCCCACCUCCUCAGGCCGGUCCGGCAGCUGGGUCUCUAGGUGGUGAUGUAGUCACCAACGGAGCGUGGUCAGGCUUUCUCGGCAAGCAGGAGAUCAACCUGUCCCACAGCUCCUCUUGCUCCCAGUCCACUGAACUGCAGAGCUCCUUCCCCUCUCACCCAGCGGCCUCCACCCCGUCACCUCCCCGGAGUCACUUGACACCUUCGGUCAACCCAGUCGGCUCCUCUAGCCUCAGCCCCAAACUCCAAGUGAACUCUGGGAAGCAAAGACAGUAUAACAACCCCAUUGGCCUUUACUCGGCGGAGACAUUGAGGGAGAUGGCCGAGAUGUAUCAGUUAAGCCUCAGAGGGAAGGCUUCAGGAGGUGGACUCCCGUCAGGUAACCUUCCUGUUAAAGAUCUUCCCGUAGACAGUGCUUCCCCCGUGUAUCAGGCUGUGAUUAAAAACCAGAACAAGCCAGAAGGUGAGACAGACGACUGGGCCCGCCGUUCUGCCAACCUGCAGUCUAAGUCCUUCCGCAUCCUCGCCCAGCUGACCGGAACGGAAUUCAUGCAAGACCCUGAUGAAGAAGCUCUGAGAAGAUCAAGUGGCAAGCAACGGCUGACUACAUCAGCAGGAAACAGUACCCCUGUUGAGCAUGCUCCAGUGUCCACCAGCUCUGCCUCCGCUCCCAUGCCAGCUGCUUCCGCCCAUCCGCCCGCUACUGCUGUUCCCAAUGCAGUCCAUCCGACGUCGCCUCAGGCCUCCGCCUCUUUCGCCAGUCCUGACGACUCCCUGUCGCCCUCACUCCGAAGAGUGCUUGCUGCUCCCAGCUCUUCUUCACAGCCUAAGCUUUUUCCUGACCCUAAGAGUAUAUCCUUGGCGGCUUCUACCAUUUCCUCUGCUCUGUCUUCUCGGUCUAGACUCCUGGCUUCAUCCUACAGCAUGGCUCCAGCGUCUUCCCAAGGAUCCGCCACCUACAACGAGGCCCCGGCCCCCGCCCCGAAGCCCAGGAUGGUCACCACCGCCAGCAUCCGACCCUCUGUCUACCAGCCAGCUCCAGCUGCCAGCUACAGCCCCGCACCAGCUGUGUCUUAUAGCCCUGCCCCAGCAGCCCCCUAUAGCCCCGCUCCAGCAGCCCCCUAUAGCCCUGCCCCCUAUAGCCCCGCCCCCUACAGCCCUGCUCCAGCAGCAUCCUACAGCUCUGGCCCAGGAGAACCAGCCAGCCGCCCACCCUGGGUGACAGAUGACACCUUUUCCCAGAAGUUCUCUCCCGGGAAGACCACGACGGCUGUCUCCAAAAACCUGCUGCCCCGGGGCACCCCAGUCUCAUCGGCAGCUCCAGGCCCAGCCUACACUCCUUCGGGCACCCAGGUGCCCACGCUGGCCAGGGGCACCAUCCAGCGGGCGGAGCGUUUCCCAGCCAGCAGCCGGACCCCUCACUGUGGACACUGUAACAGCAUCAUCCGGGGGCCAUUCCUGGUCGCCAUGGGCCGGUCCUGGCACCCAGAAGAAUUCAACUGUGCCUACUGUAAGACCUCUCUGGCAGACAUGUGCUUUGUGGAGGAACAGAACAAUGUGUACUGUGAACGGUGUUAUGAGCAGUUCUUUGCCCCUCUCUGUGCCAAGUGUAAUACCAAAGUCAUGGGGGAAGUGAUGCAUGCCUUGAGGCAGACUUGGCACACGACCUGCUUUGUCUGUGCGGCCUGUAAGAAGCCCUUUGGGAAUAGUCUCUUCCAUAUGGAGGAUGGGGAGCCCUACUGUGAGAAAGAUUACAUUAAUUUAUUCAGCACUAAAUGCCAUGGCUGUGAUUUCCCGGUGGAAGCUGGUGACAAGUUUAUUGAGGCCCUUGGACACACUUGGCAUGAUACCUGCUUCAUUUGUGCGGUGUGCCACAUGAAUUUGGAGGGCCAACCUUUCUACUCUAAGAAGGAUAAACCACUGUGCAAGAAACAUGCUCAUGCCAUUAAUGUCUAAAGGAAAGGCUGGAAGCCACUGGUGCUGGAGGAUGAUGGCUGAUCUGAAACCUGCUAAAAAGGAUAAACAGCUGAUAAUGUUUCUUACUGUUAGGGGGUGGGAGGGGGGCUAAAAAACACUUGAGCUCUUGUGAAGUAUAAUUUUAGUCCUUUGUGGAUGCAGAACUUGCAUUUGCAUAGUUCAGACUAGAAGUCAAAGUAAUGAAUCCAAGACUAGAAUGGUACUUCAGAAGUUUGGGACUAGAUUCAAAGAGCUCAAAAUCCAAACACUGAAAGCAACUUUUAUCAAAUGUACUUUCCAUUGACUCCACCAGAAUAGCCUUAGAACUACUGUUAAUAGGAGUUCAAACUCAUUCUGAGUAUGCUACAUAUCUACAGCUGGCCAAAGAAUGAAAUUGCCAAAAAGGACUGGCUGCAUAAUAUUUUUAGAGCCAGAGCUGAGAGUUUGUAAACUAAGACAGAUCAGGCAUUCCUCACCAAAAAAGGAAGUAUUAUUCUUUCAUUAAUGUCACCGUGCUACCUCCAAGCAUCAAAUUUAAGACUUAUGAAUGAACCAAUGCGAGGCAUUCUAUUGACAUUUCAGGGCAAAGCAGUGGCCAGGAUUCAGAGAAAUCUUGACUGCUAAAAGCAGGAGAAGAGGGGCUAUUCUAGGAGAGUGUGGGUAAUGGAAAAUUGAUGAGUGAAGGGAUCGUGACAUUUCUGUAGCCCACACGAGAUUGAGAAAAGUUGGGCUCUUCAGUUAACCUCUUUCAGUUCAGAUCCCUAUACUCAUAAGGCUUUUCUUAUUUUCUGCUUGGUGUGGAAAACUGGAAUUGGCUUUCAUUGAUUUUGCUCUUUGUUGGGCAAAGGAAGGAAAUUGAGAAAGACCUGGGUUUUGUUUUGGUGCCUUGCCAGUUCUGACAGGUUUGUGGGCAGAGAUGAGUUUGCUCUGCCUCGUUUCCCCUGUUUGCAGGUCAGCAUGUGUUGUCUUUCUUAGAACCCUUUACUGGACAAGGCGAUCCAAUUUUGAGUCACCAUCACUGAGACAGGCAAACGUGGAGUCUUCGCAAACUAGUAUGUCAGAAUGGUGGUCGCAUCCAGUGACAAGAGAGGAGUCUUAAUUUCUGCCAAACUCAGUGAACACAGAGAAGACAGAUUAGAGGGCAGCACCAAAUCAUAGCUUGAUCUUCCACCACUGUGACUGAUUGUUUUAUAUGGAACAUGUCCUACUCUGAAGAUUUGUUGACUACUGGAAAGGAUAGGCAGGCUGAAGUUUAGCUUGUGCUCAGAUAUCUGGUCUUAAAUCAGUUUGAUCUAGCAAGUAUUAUAGCUUGGCCUCUGUGGUUUAGAACAAUCCAUAUUCUUGAUAGUAGCAGUAGCUUAUUAUUUUCAAAUUUCUUUAUAAGUACACUAUGAUUGUUUUCUAUGUGAGAUAGUGGUUUAAAAUGGCUCCACGAGGGGCCAGGAGUUUGGCUUUAGUUCUGAGUGUGGAAAUUUCACCCCAUUUUAAAAGUGCAUCUAUUUUUUUUUUUUUGGAAAGUGUUCUUUAUGCUCACUGAUGAAGUAUAGUGUGAACAUUUUUCAUCUACGCAAAACAAUUCGACAUCUACACCAAUCUCUUUUGGAUUUUUUUAAGUAAUUUAAACAUGGCAAAGUGGAAUCAGAAAUAUCUGUUUCCUUUCCCCCCAAAGUAGUGCUUGUCUUGGAAAAGUAUCUUUCUUGGCUAUGUUUAAUUCUUCUGAUGGGGAGUCAAAAUCUAAUGCUAAGAGAUGUUUCCUUUAAACACCAUCCAAAAGUUGCUGGAGGGUCAUAUAUUUUCAACUUUGUCCUAUGAACUGCCAUGAAACCAACACACUUGUCCUCCAACACAGAACAUGGAGGAGAGCAUGUAAGUAUGCACAUGCUGCUUAGUCAAUAUGAGGCUCUUAGUUUGUUUAGCACUAAAGUCACGACUGUAAAAGCAGUUUAUUUUCAGACUGAAUAAAGGUUGCCCAGUCAUGCCAAGCAAUUUUUUCAGGGGUCUAAUAAGACUGCUGUGUACAGUCAUUUAAAAAGAUUUAAUAUAUAAGGACAAGUAGAUUCUUAGUACUCAAAAAGUGAAAUCCUGGGUAGUUAAAUAGGAAAGGAAUUCUGAACAAAUUUGAUUUAAUCCAAAAAACUUUCAAAACUUUUGCAUUCUCAUUUAUUCUCAUUCCCUCUCCCUCUCUUUGCGCUCUAAACUGCCAGUUCCUUCAAGCCAGAUGUGUCCCCAAAACCCAAUGUGGGAGUCUUUUCAAUAAAUAUAUUUUUAUUAUAUCUACAAAGUGAAGAAAGCUAAAUGACUCUUGAAAGAGUUUCUUCAUUGGGAUUUGACAUUGAAAUCAGUUUCUUGAGGUUUGGUGUAGUGGAUAAAUUAAAAAUUUAAAUUAUAAACUGAUAAGGGGCAGUAGCUUUGUUGGAGUUUGGUCUUUUUCAGUAAGUUAGUUCCAGUCUUUUGGACAAAUUUUUUCUAUAGAUAAUGAUGUGAAUGCCUAAGCUUCAAAGCACUAAACUUCGGGCAGGAUAAUUUGGAUUUGCAAUACCUGUCUCUUUGUAGUAGACAUUUGUUUAUAAUUUAAUGACAUUAUCAUUUACUGCUGAGUGAACUGUAGCUGCAGUGAUUGGGUUGGAAAUCUAGCUUUUUUUAAUGUUUAUGAUUAGCCCAAGUGCUCUUGCUUUUGAAUCAUCAAAAUUUCUAUUUAUUAUUAUCUGAGGCAGAAUUUAGUUCUAUUUAGAGGUGUGUGGAAAUAAAUCUUGCAUGGAUUAUCUAUGCCAAUAUGAAUAAAACUUCACAACAAACAGAGCAAAACGGUGUGAGAGCAUGGAAAGGUAGCUUUGAGUUUAAAGAUUUUCAUUAACCUAAAAUUACAGUCAGUUGUCCCUUACAGCCAUAAAUGUAAAUUAGAGAGAAGAAAAUUGUUUAGGUGCCCUUCUUCAGAUUCUGAAAACAAAAUAAAAUGCCCAGUGGAAAAGUGGCUAUUCAUUCAAGACUCUCUUGUCAUGCCUCAUCACUGAAUGUGAUACACUGGCAGUUCAGUUGCCUUGUUUAAGCAAACAAGUGUAGGUCAAUAAGCAGAAGUUCUACAUUGUAGGGUUUGACCAUAAACCUGAGAUGGGCCCUAACCUUAUUGUCACUUUUUAUUAUUGUAUCGGACUUUCCCAAGCACCUAGUAUAAUACUCUUCACACAGUAAACACUUAAUAAAUAUGAUUGAUGAAUGAAUGAAUUAAUGAAAAGGUUUAUAUACUAAAUACUUGUUUACCACUCAUUUGAGAUUUAUUUUUAUUCUAGCACAAAUCAGCCAAUGUGUCUUUAAGAUCAUUCAUUUCCUGAAGUUGUGUUUUUCUCUAGAAGCACUAGAUUGCAAGAUCAUAGCAAAUGCUUACAAUCAUUAGAUGGUAGGAUUCUUGAGAUCAGGGAUCAUGGCUACAAAUUUUAUUGUACUCUCCCAAGUGCUCAGUACAGUGCUCUGCCCACAGCAGGCACUUAGUAAAUAAUAUUGACUGAUUGAUUCUCCAAUUCUGCUUCCUGGUAUAAAAUGAAUGGAAAAUUUUUCAGUUUAACCCCUAGGUUUACUGCUCUCCCUCCCUCUGAGACUGUGAGCAAUGUGUGGAAUGGAGACUGUGAUUAUUCUGAAUUGACUCCCAUAUUUAAUGCACAAUAAAAGUUUAAUAAAUGUCAUAAGUGAUUAAUAA